AUGGCCCGGGCCUACAUGCGUGCCAUCUGCCUGCAGUGCGCAGUUGAAGUCACCAGCAGUGCAUCGAACAUUUCGACGCGGCAGUACACUCAAGAGCCGACUGAGCUUCUGCCAGAUUUCUUGGCGCUUGUGCAGCGCUUGCGAUCUUUUCGGAGAUGUAGACGGCUACCCCAGCCCAUCUAUGCGCCGGAUCUGGGUUAUGCUUUGGCUGCCAUGUUUCCAAUCUCGCAGAACGCUGCCAUUGGGGCAGCUUGUGCCCUGUGUGUGGCAUUGUCGGCCUUCUCCGACCGGCUCUUUGCCUACGUCGGCUUGCUGUCCUCUGCGGCCACCGUGGUGAUCCUGGGGCUACUCCUCUAUGGUGGGCCGGACAGCUGGGCGACCGACAUGUCUAACCUGGCCGACCCGGGCUACAUUCCCAGCACUUUUGCUUUGAUCUUCUUUGCCGUGGGCACACAUCCGCUGAUCGUCGGCGUGAUGCAUACCACUCGAAGUCCCACAGACUUGCGGGUGUCGAUUCUUGGUGCUUGGCCAAUCGCGACCACGGUCUCAGUUCUUUGUAGUGGAAUGGCCUAUCGGAUCUAUGGCACAGCUUUGCAGCCCGACGUAAUGGCCAACAUCGAAGGGGAGCUCCGCAGGAUUGCCGGUGUCUGGAUGGCGAUCAAGGUGCUUGGCAACGCCGUCCCCCUUGCAAGACCACUGGCGAAUGCAUAUGCUAGGAGCCUUCGAUGGCUGCCUCCAGGUGACAGCGCUGGGCCCUUGCUCAUGAUGCCUGUUAUGGUCCUGCUGGCCACAGUGGCGAUGUUCUUUGCUGAUCGUUUGGAGGCCUUCUACAGCGUAGCUGGUUGCACCAUCACCAGCUUCAACGUCCUCCUGAUUCCGACCAUCGCAUACUUGUCGAUUUGCAAGCCACGCGGGAUCAGCUACUACUGUGCUGUUGGCUAUGCUAUUCUUGGCGCCGUGCUGUCGGUCUCCCCUUUGGCUUACCUUCUAUGGCAGCUGGCACGUCCACAAGACGACGCUUCUGAUCUGUGA
Messenger RNA from Symbiodinium sp. CCMP2592, 1032 nucleotides. Lineage: Eukaryota; Dinophyceae; Suessiales; Symbiodiniaceae. The record is from the annotation of a GenBank genome assembly.